AUGAUUAGAUUCGAUAAAUUGGAUGAGCUAUUCGUAGACUAUAACGAGUUGAUUAAAAAAACAGCAGAACUGGAUCCUCGUAAAGAAUCGGAACAAGUGCAUGUGAUCAGCAUUGAUGCCACCGAUUCGUCAGUUACUGGCUACGGAUGUCGACAUUUUGUUGGUUUGAAGCACCUUCAAGAGGUGCGUUUCAUUCGAUGUAAUAAUUUGCACGAUUACGGUCUUGAAUAUAUGGGCGACGCAGUCGGCACAAUACUGAAAUCGUUGCAUAUUGAAAGUUGCAAACGGAUCACAGAAUUUGGUCUUGAGAAUCUUGUGAAGUUCAGCGGCCUUAAAUCACUGACGCUCCAAGAUCUGAAGCGAGUGCAUGAUGCGAAUGGUGUUUUACGGAUGUUGACGAAGUCUUUACCGCACUGUGAUAUUCGAUAUACUGAAGCAAAACUCAUCGGAUCAUAA
Molecule: messenger RNA, 456 nt
Organism: Anisakis simplex (herring worm)
Lineage: Eukaryota; Metazoa; Nematoda; Chromadorea; Rhabditida; Anisakidae
Source: the annotation of a GenBank genome assembly